This is a messenger RNA of Hemicordylus capensis (graceful crag lizard), 2728 nucleotides long. Its product is annotated as membrane-spanning 4-domains subfamily A member 4D-like. Gene Ontology annotation, cellular component: membrane. The transcript has 7 exons. The coding region runs from base 1 to 891 and encodes 296 amino acids. Lineage: Eukaryota; Metazoa; Chordata; Lepidosauria; Squamata; Cordylidae. The record is from RefSeq and is a predicted model, not a curated record.
AUGCUUGCCGCGGCGCAAGACCUGCUCCCCUCCCUAUUUUGCACCGUUUCCGCCUUAUUUGGCAACGCGGAGGUCCCCCAACAAUCAAGUCAACAGAAGCCCGGCCAAGUUGGGCGGAAGGGAUUCUCCUCCCGUUGGUCUGGAGCCCUCAUUCCAUUCCGGGUUGUGCUGCGGCUGGGACGCCGGAGAGGUAACGGCUCUUUCCCCGCCCAGCAGGGAGGUUCCUCCGCAAUUGUACAGAAAACCCCUUCUGCGCCCACCAUGGACCCAGAGAAGAAUGGACAGUUACCACGGCCCCUGAAGAAGUUUUAUAGUGGGGAGCCGCUGGCCCUGGGGGUCACACAGAUAUUAGUAGGCAUUAUCGAGAUGCUUUUUGGGGUCUUCCUAAACAUAGUGGAUAGUGAUUUCGAAAUUCCUUACCUUGUUGUGAUGACACCGUAUUGGACUGGAGUCAUGUACAUCAUUUCAGGAUCCCUGUCCGUGGCAGCUGCUAAGAACCCCAAGCUAUCCUUGGUGAAAGGCAUGCUGGCUAUGAAUGUGGUGAGUGCCGUGGCCGCUGGCAUCGGGAUUGUGUUUCUCUCUAUUUCGCAAGAUAUACCAUAUUAUAGGAUCGACGACAUGUGCACCAGACCUCAUCCAGACAUGGACACGGUGGAUCCAGUGUGUGUUAAAACCCAACAUGUCGUUUAUAAAACUGUGAUGGGGAUGUUGGCUGUUCUCCUAGUCUUCACCUUCCUAGAGUUCUGCAUCAGCAUCGCCCAAGCAGCCUUUGGGUGCAAGAAUGUAUGCCGGGAGUCCUACACGCAGACGGUUGUGGUGGUUUACCAGAACCCACCCCUGAAUAACGUUGUGGGCCUCCAAGCUGCUUCUAAGGAUCCCGAGUCCCCGUGAAUUGAUCUUCUUAGCUGGACUGACAUCUUCUGCUCCAGAAUCAAGAAGCAAAAGAUGCUAUCAGCAUCUCCAUACAUUGGUAAUGGUCUGCUGGAUGCCUUAUGUCUCCUACGUAUAUUCAGUAUAUUCAGUUGUAUUCAACGGGUGGGUUCACAAAAUCUGUCUUCUGUUAGUUUGACGGGAACCUGAGUUUCCCAAGGUGUGCCCACUUCUGCGCAGUGUACUGUGUGAACCCAGCCAUAAAAGGGAAUCUCAGAUUGGCACUUGAACCAACAUGAAACUGAGAUAGGUAAUCUUAGAUCUGAAGUUAGCCUGACAAUCUCAGCUUCAUAUCAGUCUGGCCCAGUGCCAAACUGAAAUUCCCGAUAAUGGCUAGGAAUUAUCCACGUUCCGUGGGGGCGCAAGCCCAUUUAAACCAAGGAGACAAGCUAGUUGUGAAUAACUUAAGUCCCAUUAAAGUCACCAAGACUUCGUUAUGACCAAUUUCUUUGGUUGCAACCCAUUAUAAUAGCCUCAAUACAUUUGCUAAUAUGUAGCUACCAUAUUUUCCCCUUCCUUGUAUUUAUACGCAAGUGAUUUCUUUCAAAAUAACAGGUGCAGAUUUUUCUUACAAGAUCUCUAUUCCACUUCUAUACACAGUUUUUUUUUAGCUCACAGAUUGGUUCACAUAUAUACUGCAAAUAACUUGCAUGUUGAUAAAUGUUAACUUUUGGAAUUGCCAGAUUUACGUUUGUUUUAUAUAGUCUCACAAUUCUCUAUUCCAGAGUCUAGCGUUUUUUCUUACUCCAUGUAACAUCUGGGCUCAUCUUUUACUGUCAUCUAAGUUCAUUCUCUUCAAUCCUUCUAACUGCAGUUUCUUUGAACAGCUGGGUCAGUAGAGGCAAAGCAAUAUGCAUAGAUGAAAGAGAUAAUUUUUUAAAAUUGUAGGCACUUCAGAAGGUCUGCAUCCAGUGAUAUUUGACCCUCUAUGUAUCUUAUCAGAGGUGUCGCUAUAACUCAGCAGAUGGGUUCAAAGAAUCCGGGCACCCCCAAAUCCACGCCUCUCUAUUUUCUUCAUUGUCUCACUCUGCGGGGCCGCUGGGGAGGGGGGUGAAUACAGGCCGCCUCUCCCCUCGCUGUCCCCCUGUAUCUUAUCUUAGCUAAGAGCUCAGCUAAAGUUAGCUAAGCUGAACUACAACCUGCCACAGAUCCUCUUCGUGAAUCAGCAGAUGUGAUUUCAAAGGAGUGACUGUUUGUUUCCAUCAUGCUCUGUUUGUACAGUUGUAAAUAAUAAUCCAAAAGAUCAUACAAAUAUUAACAGUAUGUCUUUCUAGUGCUCGGGGGCGGCUGAUGGUUCCUAGGACUGGGCGGUGGGGGCGGGGCACGACGCAGAGCAGGUGAUGGGUGGAGCCACAGGUAGUGAGAGGUGGAGCCAGUUGUGGGCAGCUGCAGGGGCGGAGCCAGGAAUAGGCGGGUGCCUGAGCGGUAACUGGCAAAGGGUGGAUUUUUAGCUAAUGAGUAGGAUCAAAAUCCACCUGCACACACACCUCCAUUGCGAAUCAGCAGAGAUACAGAGAAAUAUGGAAAACAGCAGUUGCUUUAGAUUGCUAAAUUAACAGGACUACCAGAGGCGCUCUUACCCCUGGACUUUGGGGCAGAGGCCCAGGGCCUUUAUACUCCCUGGGGGCCCCCAAAUCCUCUUUAGUCAGUCUUGGGUGGUUCAGUUGCCUCACCACACCGGGCCACCGAGUGCAAUUGGGACCUGCCCCGGGUGCUUUAGAGAUGGGGGAUAAAUCUGUGGGUGGGGAAUAUGUUUCUGCUGGUACAUAUUUGCCUAAAUAUACCUGCUUUACAAAUA